UUCUCAUACUCAGCCACGAGCCACCAUUCCCUUGCACUCCUUGUCCGAAAGAGCCAUGAAGGCAGACGCUGCUCCACACUGGAAGACAGCCGGCCUCUUUUUCAUAGGGCUUCUUCGUUUUGCCUCUGCCUCCGAAAGACCCAUCUACACGAAUCAUUUCUGGGUUGAGUUUCACAAAGGGGGAGAAGCAGAGGCCAAGCAAGUUGCUGCAGAAUAUGGCUUUAAUGGGGUCAGAAAGCUACCCUUUGUAGAGGAUGGGUACCAUUUUUUCCACAACGGGAUGUCCAAGGGUCGGAGGCGGCGCAGCCUUCAGCACCAGCUUCGCUUAGAAAAAGACCCCAGGGUGAAGAAGGCUGUGCAGCAAGAAGGCUUUGGGAGGAGGAAGAGAGGAUACAGAGAUAUCAAUGAAAUAGACAUCAACAUGAACGAUCCUUUAUUUACAAAGCAGUGGUACUUGAUCAACACUGGGCAAGCAGAUGGGACUCCGGGACUCGAUCUGAAUGUAGCUGAAGCUUGGGAGCUGGGUUACACAGGGAAAGGUGUAACUAUAGGAAUUAUGGAUGAUGGCAUUGAUUACCUUCAUCCAGAUCUGGCUUCAAACUACAAUGCUCAAGCCAGCUAUGAUUUCAGCAGCAACGACCCCUAUCCGUACCCCCGCUAUACAGAUGAUUGGUUUAACAGUCAUGGAACCAGAUGUGCUGGGGAAGUAUCUGCUGCAGCAAACAACAAUAUCUGUGGUGUUGGAGUGGCAUAUAAUUCAAAAGUGGCAGGCAUCCGAAUGCUGGAUCAGCCGUUCAUGACAGACAUCAUAGAAGCUUCCUCGAUCAGCCACAUGCCUCAAAUAAUAGAUAUCUACAGUGCCAGCUGGGGCCCCACCGAUAAUGGUAAGACUGUGGAUGGACCAAGAGAGCUCACCUUACAAGCCAUGGCAGAUGGUGUGAAUAAGGGCCGAGGCGGCAAGGGAAGCAUCUAUGUGUGGGCCUCUGGAGAUGGAGGAAGCUAUGAUGACUGCAACUGUGACGGUUAUGCAUCAAGCAUGUGGACCAUCUCCAUCAAUUCGGCUAUUAACGACGGCCGGACGGCUUUGUAUGAUGAAAGCUGCUCCUCAACCUUGGCUUCUACUUUUAGCAAUGGGAGGAAGAGAAAUCCCGAAGCUGGUGUGGCUACGACAGAUUUAUAUGGCAACUGUACUCUGCGCCACUCUGGAACAUCUGCAGCCGCACCAGAGGCUGCAGGAGUGUUUGCACUGGCACUGGAGGCAAACCUGGAUUUGACAUGGAGAGACAUGCAGCAUUUGACAGUGCUCACCUCCAAAAGGAAUCAACUUCAUGACGAGGUUCACCACUGGCGAAGAAACGGUGUUGGCCUAGAAUUCAACCACCUGUUCGGCUAUGGCGUCCUUGAUGCUGGGGCAAUGGUUAAGAUGGCUAAAGACUGGAAGACAGUUCCAGAAAGAUUUCACUGUGUUGGUGGGUCGAUACAAGAGCCUCAGAAAAUACCAUCCAGUGGCAAGUUGGUUCUGACUCUUACGACUGAUGCUUGCGAGGGGAAGGAGAACUUCGUCCGUUACCUUGAACACGUCCAGGCCGUCAUAACAGUGAACUCUACCAGGAGAGGGGACUUGAAUGUCAACAUGACAUCCCCGAUGGGGACGAAAUCCAUUUUGCUGAGUCGGCGUCCCAGAGAUGAUGAUUCCAAGGUGGGCUUCGACAAAUGGCCUUUCAUGACAACACAUUCUUGGGGAGAAGACCCCAGGGGUACUUGGGUUCUGGAAGUUGGGUUUGUUGGUCUCCUGCCUCAGAAGGGAGUCCUCAAGGAGUGGACAUUAAUGCUACACGGAACUCAAAGUGCACCCUACAUAGACCAAAUAGUAAAAGAUUACCAGUCUAAAUUGGCCAUGUCCAAGAAGGAAGAGUUGGAAGAAGAAUUAGAUGAAGCUGUAGAGAGAAGCUUGAAGAGUAUAUUGAACAAGAACUAGCUCUGCUUUGCAUGUCAGACAGCAUCCUUUCCCCCAUUUCCUUCCCUAAACAUUAGGCAUAUUCCAGUUAUUGUCUUUAGAACAUUAUCCUAACUCCCUGGUUCCCCCGCCCCAAUUAUCUGCAUUGUAUAACUUAAUUACAGUGAAAACUUUUGAAUUCUGAGCCACAAAUAUAUUAUUAUUAUUAU
Messenger RNA from Lacerta agilis (Sand lizard), 2166 nucleotides. It is a transcript of the gene PCSK2, whose product is annotated as proprotein convertase subtilisin/kexin type 2. Gene Ontology annotation, molecular function: serine-type endopeptidase activity. Gene Ontology annotation, cellular component: trans-Golgi network; Golgi membrane. Bases 56 to 1978 code for a protein of 640 amino acids. Lineage: Eukaryota; Metazoa; Chordata; Lepidosauria; Squamata; Lacertidae. The transcript is spliced from 12 exons. The record is from RefSeq and is a predicted model, not a curated record. Gene Ontology annotation, biological process: protein processing.